Messenger RNA from Macadamia integrifolia, 1019 nucleotides. RefSeq lists its product as uncharacterized. The transcript has 4 exons. The coding region runs from base 1 to 843 and encodes 280 amino acids. Lineage: Eukaryota; Viridiplantae; Streptophyta; Magnoliopsida; Proteales; Proteaceae. The record is from RefSeq and is a predicted model, not a curated record.
AUGGAUGACGAAGAAGAGGAGCUUGUAUAUGAAGUUAAAAGGGAAAAGCAAACUAUAAAGACUAUUAUCUCUGCUUUACAGGUGGUAAAAUUAUUUGAAGAUGGAUGUCAGGGUAACCUUGCAUCAAUACUAGAUGUGGAUGCAAAGUUUACACCACUAGAGGAAUUGGAGGUAGUCAAGGAAUUCCCUGAUGUCUUCCCAGAUGAUUUAAUCCAGCUACUACCUAACAGAGAGCUGGAGUUUACUAUUGAUCUAACUCUUGGAGCUGCCCCAGUGUUUAAGGCUCCUGAUCUUCAGAACAUUCAAAAGUAUGACUGUGAUGGCGUAGCCUAUGAAUACUUCUUGAGGAUGAUGGACCAUCUUGCCUGGGGUGAUCCGAGCUUGUAUGGGGCUGACUUCAUUCUUCAGCCUUGGGCUUAUGAGCAUCUUGACUUCCUCAACACUCCCUUAUUAGAAGGGGAUGAUGAUAUAUUACCUCUCACCUGGAAAUGGGGUGCGGGUGGGACCAUCUGUGGCCCUUUGCCUCUUACCACCACAAGGAGGGAUGUCUUAGACCAACUCACUGUGGUUAAUUGGACUCCCUUCCAAAUGGUGAAUUUUCCAUCGGAAGCCCAUCGAGAUCAGGCCAGGAGACUUACUGGUCUUCGUGUUUUAUUCCAAGGUCCCAACGGUUCCACCUGGUAUCUUGGGGAGAGGGUCACUAGGCAAUGGUUUGACUCAGACGCUCCCCUAGUUCCUCAUCAUCCUGCUCCAUCCAUGCACAAUCCUAGCAUCCUUUCUGAGGAAAACUUUCAGGUGGCCCUAAUUGGGGUGACUAGGGAUAACUUUAUGGACCCGAUGUGAGAUUACUAGGAGUAGGGGUGCAAGUUUGGCCCAGCCCGAACCUGCCCUUGGUCCGCCCUGAUACCGAACAAAUGCUGACCCCAAAAUUUUGGCCCUGAGGGUCGGGUCGACCUUGAAAAUUUUGACCCUGAGUCAGGGUCAGGGCAGGUAAGGGUUGAUGUCUUUGGCCCGCCCAG